AUGGCCAAACGGUUUGACCUAGAUGGCAAGGAGAUCGCACCUAUUAGGAUGUGUAUUAUAGGAGCAGCAGGUUUCAUUGGAUCGCACCUAUGCGAGGCUUUGAUGUGGGAGACCAACCAUUUUCACCAGUUUAACAUCAGCAAUGAUCCGCGUCUUGAAGGCAUAAUCAAGUCAUGUGACUUGACGAUUAAUUUGGCUGCCAUCUGUACUCCAGCGGAUUACAACACCAGGCCGCUGGAUACUAUCUACAGCAACUUCGUCGAUGCUCUCCCCGUGGCCAAGUUCUGCUCAGAUUUCAAAAGAAGACUGAUUCAUUUCUCCACCUGUGAGGUCUACGGCAAGACGGUUGGAGCCUUUUUGCCUCCUGACAGCAAUAUGCGCAAUGAUCCCCAAUAUUAUGUGCUGAAAGAAGACGAAACGCCUUGCAUUUUCGGGCCCGUGCAAAAGCAACGGUGGUCAUACGCUUGUGCAAAGCAGCUCAUUGAAAGGGUCAUCUAUGCUGAGGGGGCUGAAAAUGAUCUCAAAUUCACCAUCGUCCGCCCGUUCAACUGGAUUGGUCCCCGUAUGGAUUUUAUCCCUGGAAUCGAUGGUCCCAAGGAUGGCGUGCCUCGAGUUCUUGCUUGCUUCAGCAAUCAACUUUUGCGCGGAGAACCACUGAAGCUGGUUGACGGUGGCAAGUCACAACGCACCUUUGUGUACAUCAAGGAUGCAAUCCGCGCCGUGAUGCUUAUGAUUGAGAACCCAGAGCGAGCAAAUGGGCACAUAUUCAAUGUCGGGAACCCCAAGAACGAGGCUUCUGUUCGUGAACUGGCAACAAUGAUGACGAGGAUCUACUGCAAAGUGAGCAAGCAAGCAGAGCCUGCAACACCCACAAUCGACGUUACAUCAAGUGAUUUCUACGGAAAGGGCUAUGAUGAUAGUGACCGGCGGAUUCCAGACAUGACGCUUAUUCAGCAGCAGCUGGGUUGGGAGCCAGAGACUUCCUUGGAGGAGUUGUUGGAUGUGACCUUGACAUACCAGUACAGCACAUAUGCUGAGGCUAUCCGACGGUCAAUGGCACAGACAACUGCAGCGACGGCCCCUGCGGCGCGAGUCCGAUCCUGCGACGGAAGUACCGCACUCUUAUCAUCAAUGGCUGGACCAGACGAAGCAAUCACUGAGGAGAGCUCUCCGUUCAUGAACAUCCACUCGCGAGCAGCCUCCUCUCAUCCGCCACUUCACGCUCCGCCUGUCCACCGAUCCUCCUCUCCGGAUUCUCGAGACUCGUUUUUCUCCCUGCCAUUGUCCUCGCUCUCCACCUCAUUCUCGAUCUCUCCAAUCCGAAGGCGAGAAUGGGCUGUAUUUUUCCGCCAGCUACUAGACCGGCGUUGGUGGGAGUCCGUUUCUCGGCAUUUGCGUAACAACCCUCGCGAGUUCAUCGCAUCUGCAUUCGCGAAUAGCGAAGACUGGUUUCCCAGAGCGAAGCCAUAUCUCGCCGCGCUUCUGAUCAUCCUUGUUAUUAUCACACCGCUAUGGCUAGUCUCUAGCAUAUCAGGAUCGAGUGUAUAUCUUUCGGAAAAUGCGGGAGCGGAUGGAGAUUUGCGAGGGGAAUGGAACACCAAGGCUGGACGGGAUGGCCUGGAUGCUGUCUUAUGCCAUGCAGAGGCGGUUUACCGGGUGAGCCAUUUAGCCAUUCAAGCCAAACCCAUUGUCUACAGUGUGGGCAGUGACGAGGAGUACUCUUUUGAAGAGGCCAUGUUCCGCCACUACCGCUCGCAGCCAUACACGCUCGACCCCUUCCUUUCCCCGCAAGCCCAGGCGCGCAUGCAGCUGCUGCGCUUCCUGCACUUCCACUCCGUGGGGCUGGCUGGAAAGGCAUCAUUGGGCGAUUACCAGAAGUGGAACCCCAAUGUGACUUUCCGCACUCUGCCUGAGCUUAUGCAGGAUCUCAACCACACGUACAUCGAUAUUCUGAAGCUCAGCUGUGGGGGGUGCGAGGAGGAGGUGAUAUUCGAUGUGUUUGAGGGCAAUGUGAAUGGGACAGCAGCAGAGGGGGUGGGAAGGGGCAUGCUGGAAAAGUUAGGUGUGGUUGCUGAACCAGCAGGUCCGGUUGCCGAACUAGCAGGCGCUAGUAAUAGUGGUGGUGGAGGAGUGAGGAACUAUGAGGAGGGGAGGGAAGAUGCAGAGGACCCAUCUGUGGGUGCUAGACUGGCCAUCGAUGGAGGGAAGCUUCCUUUCGGUCAACUCGUCGUCGACUUUCAUGAGGCCGAUGAGCCUCAAGAGCUUCUUUCCUUGGUGUAUUCUUUGGAAACACUUGGAUAUCGGAUGUUCCACAUUGAGGACAAUCCUUUAUGUGACCUAUGCAUCACAGGUAGCUUCAUUCACGAAAGCUUGGUCGGUAGCACCAUUCGUCCGUACGUCAUCCCCUUCAUCGUCAUCCUCGCUAUAGUCAUCCCCAUUAACCUGGUGUUUCAAUCGACUCCUGGCCUGCUCUCCAGCGGCUGGAGCAGCGGCGGAGGCUCGGCAGCGUCGCUUCCGUACCAGCCGCCUAGCCUCGGAUGGGCUGCAAUUCUGUUUCCCAGCAUGAGCGGCAUUGACGCGGCCAUCUGCCGUGCUGAGGAGAAUUACUGGGAGAACCUUGUGCUGAGGCGGAAGGCGUGCAAUGGAACGCUGUACCCGCCACCUGCGCAGUACACACCUGUCAUGAUGAAGACCGUUGUGCUCAUCCCCACGUACCCGUGCCCGGCAAACGAGCGCAUUGGGCAGUGGGGAGAUGGCGGGAAGUGGACUUGCCUGCUGCCAGGCGCCAUUCAGAAGGACCCUGUCGUGUACAGCAUUGGCAGUCACGGGAGGUACUCAUUCGAAGACUCCAUUCACAAGCUCCUGCACGUGCAGCCGCACACGUUCGACCCCUUCCUUACUCUCGAGACCUCCGCCUCCAUGCAUAAACUCUCCUCCCUCCACUUCCACUCCAUCGGCCUCUCCGCAUCCUCCUCCCUCCAAAAUUACCACAAGAAAUUCCCGGAAAUGAAGUUCCUAACUUUGGGCGGGAUUAUGGAAAUGUUGAAUCAUUCCUAUGUGGAUGUGUUCAAGAUUGACUGCGAGGGGUGUGAGGAGGCGGUGAUUACGGAGAUUGGGGAGGCGAAUGGGAACGCGGCGGCACAACUGAGCGUGCACGGGGGGACGCUGCCGUUCGGGCAGAUCUUGGUGGAGUUUCACCAAAUGCACCAGCCUCAGGUCAUCCUACCAAUCGUUUACACGUUGGAGAGGCUUGGCACCAUUCGUCCGUACGUCAUCCCCUUCGCCGUCAUCCUCGUCAUAGUCAUCCCCAUUAACCUUGCGUUUCAGUCCAACCCCGGCCUGCUCUCCAGCGGCUGGCGCAGCGGCGGAGGUUCGGCAGCGUCGCUUCCGUACGAGCCGCCUAGCCUCGGAUGGGCUGCAUUUCUGUUUCCCAGCAUGAGCGGCAUUGACGCGGCUGUAUGCCGUGCAGAGGAGAAUUACUGGGAGAACGUUGUGCUGAGGCGGAAGGCGUGUAAGGGAGCAUUGUACCCGACACCCAAAUGGAUAUCACCUGUCAUGAUGAAGACGGUUGUUCUCAUCCCCACGUACCCGUGCCCGGCGAACGAGCGCAUUGGGGAGUGGGGGGAUGGCGGAAAGUGGACUUGCCUUCUUCCAGGUGCCAUUCAGAAGGACCCUGUUGUGUACAGCAACCUCACGUCCCUCCACUUCCACCCAGUCAGCCUCUUUGCAAACCUAUCACCUUCGUCCCAUCUUCCCGUCAAGAAGUUUUUCCUCCUAUGUGCUGACUCACCCACUCUCUGUGCUCAUCCCGUUUCCAGCAUUGGCUGUCAUGGGCAGUACUCAUUCGAAGACUCUAUUUACAAGCUCCUGCACGUGCGUUCACACACGUUCGACCCGUUCCUCGCUCCCGCCACCGCCGCCCGCAUGCAGAACGUCUCCUCCCUCCAUUUCUACCCCAUUGGCCUCUCCGCGAACUCCUCCCUUCAAAACUACCACGCCAAGUUCCCUCAAAUGCAGUUCAAGACACUUGGAGGCAUCAUGGAGAUGUUGAAUCAUUCCUAUGUGGAUGUGUUCAAGAUUGACUGCGAGGGGUGUGAGGAGGCGCUGAUUACGGAGAUUGGGGCGGCGAAUGGGAAUGCGGCGGCGCAGCUGAGUGUGCACGGGGGCACACUGCCUUUUGGGCAGAUUUUGGUCGAGUUCCACAAAAUGAACCUGCCCCAGGUCACCCUGCCGCUCGUCUACACAUUGGAGAAGCUUGGGUAUCGCAUGUUCAGCAUAGAGUACAACCAGCAAUGUGCACGUUGCUGCGAGAUGAGCUUCGUCCACGAGAGCCUCGUGCGCCCAGGUAGUGACAAGAACUGCCAUCCGUUUCUGUCCUCUGAAGUGUUUGUGAACAAGGAAAAUGCAGAUGCUGUGAUGCAGGAAAAGCUGGGUUCCGGAGUAGGGUAG
Molecule: messenger RNA, 4449 nt
Organism: Closterium sp. Yama58-4
Lineage: Eukaryota; Viridiplantae; Streptophyta; Zygnematophyceae; Desmidiales; Closteriaceae
Source: the annotation of a GenBank genome assembly